CCGGUGAUUGCUACCGGGGGAAUAAAUUAUCCGGGCAGCAGGCUCCUCUCCCCUCCUCAAUCCCCCCCAACUGUCUAACAGAAGGAAUCUCUUCUCAACACUACCGCGUCCGGUGGAACAUCAUGUCUGCUAUGAGGACGUUAACGAUCGCGGGAUUAUUUCUGGCUUUUUGCGCGUUGGGACUCAUAGCAGUGGCAAUAUGUACUGAUAAUUGGUACGAGACCGAUGCAAGGAGACACAGGGAACGUUGUAAGAAUUAUUCCAACAAAAGAAACGACCCUGGAUUUAUUUAUAUCUCAAAUCAGAACCUUCCACUACGUAUGUUACCGAAGGAGAAUAACGUGGAGAGGAAAGGGUCGAGUGGAGGUGUCCUCCUGCGGGCUAAACGACACUUCUUGCCCCCUGCCCCGGCCAUGGAGUCCCUCUGCAGUCGGCAGUACAACUCCACCAUCUCCGGGCUGUGGAGGAAAUGUCAUAGGGAUGGAUUCGACCUGGAGACAGAGGAUCUCAUCUUUAAAGGUUUAGUUCAGCGCUGCACACCAAUAAAAUACUACUACUAUUCUUUAGCCCUCCCCAGAAAGCUGAGCAUCAAUAUUAUCAAGACUAUUCGUCAGGAUGAGUGGCACGCACUCCACCUGCAGAGAAUGACAGCCAGUUUUAUCGGCAUGGCUGUGUCCAUCAUCCUGUUUGGCUGGGUGAUCGGAGCUCUGGGCUGCUGUCAGCAGCAUGACCUGAUGCAGUAUGUAGCAGGACUGCUCUUUCUCAUGGGAGGAACAUGCUGUAUCAUCUCUCUGUGUACGUGUGUAGCAGGGAUCAACUUCCAAUUGUCCCGUUAUCCUCGGUACAUGUAUGGGAUCCCAGAGGACAUCAGUCACGGAUACGGUUGGUCCAUGUUCUGCGCAUGGGGGGGCCUAGGUCUCACCCUAUUGGCUGGCUUCCUGUGCACGCUGGCCCCUUCCCUCUACCCCCCUGUGCCUCACACUAUGGUAGAGAGGCUGCAACGCAAGCCCCGACAUGAGAACGGCUGUGUGUGACACCAUAGAAAUAGAAUUACUAUUUGACCUCAAUGGGAAUAUCCAUUCUAGUAAUGGGAAUGUCCGUUCUAGUAAUGGGAAUGUCAAUUCUAGUAAUGGGAAUGUCCGUUCUAGUAAUGGGAAUGUCCAUUCUAGUAAUGGAAAUGUCAAUUUUAGUAAUGGGAAUGUCCGUUCUAGUAAUGGGAAUGUCCAUUCUAGUAAUGGGACUGUCCAUUUUAGUAAUGGGAAUGUCCGUUCUAGUAAUGGGAAUGUCCAUUCUAGUAAUGGGAAUGUCCAUUUUAGUAAUGGUAAUGUCCGUUCUAGUAAUGGGAAUAUCCGUUCUAGUAAUGGGAAUGUCCAUUCUAGUAAUGGGAAUGUCCAUUUUAGUAAUGGGAAUGUCCAUUUUAGUAAUGGUAAUAUCCGUUCUAGUAAUGGGAAUAUCCGUUCUAGUAAUGGGAAUGACCAUUCUAGUAAUGGGAAUGUCCAUUGUCGUAAUGGGAAUGUCCAUUCUAGUAAUGGGAAUGUCCGUUCUAGUAAUGGGAAUAUCCAUUUUAGUAAUGGGAAUAUCCAUUCUAGUAAUGGGAAUGUCCAUUGUUGUAAUGGGAAUAUCCAUUCUACUAAUGGGAAUGUCCAUUCUAGUAAUGGGAAUGUCUAUUGUUGUAAUGGGAAUAUCCAUUCUAGUAAUGGGAAUGUCUGUUCUAGUAAUGGGAAUGUCUCUUCUAGUAAUGGGAAUGUCUAUUGUUGUAAUGGGAAUAUCCAUUCUAAUAAUGGGAAUGUCUAUUGUUGUAAUGGGAAUAUCCAUUCUAGUAAUGGGAAUGUCUAUUGUUGUAAUGGGAAUAUCCAUUCUAAUAAUGGGAAUGUCUAUUGUUCUAAUGGGAAUGUGUGUUCUAGUAAUGGGAAUAUCCAUUCUAAUAAUGUGAAUGUCUAUUGUUGUAAUGGGAAUGUGUGUUCUAGUAAUGGGAAUAUCCAUUCUAAUAAUGGGAAUGUCUAUUGUUGUAAUGGGAAUGUGUGUUCUAGUAAUGGGAAUGUCCAUUUGAGAAUGUCUGUUCUCGUAAUGGGAAUGUCUAUUGUUGUAAUGGGAAUAUCCAUUCUAGUAAUGGGAAUGUCUGUUCUAGUAAUGGGAAUGUCUAUUGUUGUAAUGGGAAUAUCCAUUCUAAUAAUGGGAAUGUCUAUUGUUGUAAUGGGAAUGUGUGUUCUAGUAAUGGGAAUGUCCAUUUGAGAAUGUCUGUUCUCGUAAUGGGAAUAUCCAUUCUACUAAUGGGAAUGUCCAUUCUAGUAAUGGGAAUGUCCAUUCUAGUAAUGGGAAUGUCUAUUGUUGUAAUGGGAAUAUCCAUUCUAGUAAUGGGAAUGUCUGUUCUAGUAAUGGGAAUGUCCAUUCUAGUAAUGGGAAUAUCCAUUCUAGUAAUGGAAAUAUCCAUUCUAGUAAUGGGAAUGUCCGUUCUAGUAAUGGGAAUGUCCGUUCUAGUAAUGGGAAUGUCUAUUGUUGUAAUGGGAAUAUCCAUUCUAGUAAUGGGAAUGUUCGUUCUAGUAAUGGGAAUGUCCAUUAUUGUAAUGAGAAUGUCCAUUCUAGUAAUGGGAAUGUCCAUUCUAGUAAUGGGAAUGUCUAUUGUUGUAAUGGGAAUAUCCAUUCUAGUAAUGGGAAUGUUCGUUCUAGUAAUGGGAAUGUCCAUUUUAAUAAUGGGAAUGUCUAUUCUAGUAAUGGGAAUGUCCUUUUUAGUAAUGGGAAUGUCUAUUCUAGUAAUGGGAAUGUCCUUUUUAGUAAUGGGAAUGUCCAUUUUAGUAAUGGGAAUGUCUAUUCUAGUAAUGGGAAUGUCCAUUUUAGUAAUGGGAAUGUCUAUUCUAGUAAUGGGAAUGUCCAUUUUAGUAAUGGGAAUGUCUAUUCUAGUAAUGGGAAUGUCCUUUUUAGUAAUGGGAAUGUCCAUUCUAGUAAUGGGAAUGUCUAUUCUAGUAAUGGGAAUGUCCAUUUUAGUAAUGGGAAUGUCUAUUCUAGUAAUGGGAAUGUCCAUUCUAGUAAUGGGAAUGUCCGUUCUAGUAAUGGGAAUAUCCGUUCUAGUAAUGGGAAUAUCCAUUCUAGUAAUGGGAAGGUCCAUUUGAGAAUAUCCGUUCUAGUAAUGGGAAUAUCCAUUCUAGUAAUGGGAAUGUCCAUUUGAGAAUAUCUGUUCUAGUAAUUCUAUUUCUAUGUGUGGCACUCUGCCAAACCUUCAACUCCCAGUGACAGGAGUGUGUGACCGUGUCAGUAUCUGCCAGACUUUCCAGUGACAGAACUCUCAUCCCUCCUGAGUCUUGUCUCUUCUCCAUCCUCUGACAGUCAGUCAUCCCUUCCUCUGAAAAAAAAUAUGUUGAUAUGUGCUGGGUCUGACUGGACUGGGGACGUUACCCAGAGACUAAGAAGUAAGAUCUGUCAGACACACGGCAUUGAUUGCACAAAGAAAAGAAACAGACAAAAAUAUUCUGUCUCUCAAGCUUGAGGGGAAUUUGUUAGGGUCGGACGAUGACAGUUUACUGAAGAGGAAUUCAUUUCUUCUUCUGGUGCUUUCUUUUCUUCUGUCCUCCUCUUCCUCCUCUUCCUCCUCUUCCUCCUCCCUAACCAAAACUGUCAACAGGUACAGAAUUAUAUUUCUGUCCCAUAAUGAAUUGUUUAGUGGAGAAGUUACUCUAGUAAAUAUCUUCCUGUACCUUUGACCUUUGAUGCUGGUUCUACAAAAUUGAAGAAGACAGAAGAACAAUGAUAGCACCAACUUUAAGAGUUGAACUUCCACUGCAAUGUUCACUUAAGGGCUCUAUUCUGUCCGGAUCGCUGAAGCAUUCCAGAUCUCUGAAGCGUUCCAGAUCUCUGAAGCGUUCCAGAUCUCUGAAGCGCUUCCAGAUCUCUGAAGCAUUACAGAUCUCUGAAGCGUUACAGAUCUCUGAAGUGUUCCAGAUCUCUGAAGCGUUACAGAUCUCUGAAGCGUUACAGAUCUCUGAAGCAUUACAGGUCGCUGAAGUAUUACAGGUCGCUGAAGCGUUACAGAUCGCUAAAGCGUUACAGAUCUCUGAAGCGUUACAGAUCUCUGAAGCGUUACAGAUCUCUGAAGCAUUACAGAUCGCUGAAGCGUUACAGAUCGCUAAAGCGUUACAGAUCUCUGAAGCGUUACAGAUCUCUGAAGCAUUACAGAUCGCUGAAGUAUUACAGAUCGCUGAAGCGUUACAGAUCGCUGGAGCGAAGCGUUACAGAUCCCUGGAGAGAAGCGUUACAGAUUGCGCAAUAGAAAUGUAAAGGUAAUUUCCCAUUGAGCCGACAUAAUGCAGCGUUUACCGUGAAUUCAGUAUCCACUAACGCAGGAACAUUACCUUUAAAUUUCAAUCGCGAUGUAACGCUGAACCUCCGCUAUACGUAUUGAAUAGAGCCAUUAGUCUCCCACUGACGUCAAUGCAUGGCCAAGUGAAAAUUCAACAUGUUCCCCUAGCUAAGACUUAAUAAAGUUGAAAAUUAAAAUAAUAUGGACGUGUAUUCUCACAUUUUUUAAGUGCAAUCAUGCAGUAUUCCUUUAUGUACCCACUGAAACCAAAAUAAUAUGUAAAUUACAUUUUGAAAAUGAAUGCAGGUUUGCAUUUGUAUGUAUUCAAAGAAAACAUGAGCAUUAAGAUACCAGACUGUAUUUGAUGGGAAAUGUUUUGAUGUUUUUGCUGUUGACUGAUCAUGAUAGCCCGUUAAAGAGCCCAAUCAAGAUAUUUUUGAAAAAUAAAAUGACGAUACAAAUUGUU
Messenger RNA from Salmo salar (Atlantic salmon), 4757 nucleotides. RefSeq names its product transmembrane protein 178B. The record is from RefSeq and is a predicted model, not a curated record. Lineage: Eukaryota; Metazoa; Chordata; Actinopteri; Salmoniformes; Salmonidae. Gene Ontology annotation, cellular component: membrane.